AUGAAUUUUGAAUUUGAGAGGGAGAUAGGCUUCAUAAACAGCCAGCCAUCGCUAGCGGAGUGCCUGACGUCCCUUCCCGCUGUCCUGGAGACAUUUCAAACUUCAUCAAUCAAGGAACCACCGACGUUAAUUCCUCCUCCUUCGGAACAAACCCUUCUCGGCUUGGAUCCUUGUUCCUCCUCCAGCAACAUCAGCAGCAGCAGCAGCAGCAACAGCAAGAGCCAGCCCACGCUAAGGAGCCAAAAGAGACCGAGACAUGGGCAGGCCCAGAAACCCACGCUCCAGCCUCCUGCCUCUGCUUCCUCCCUGGCUGGAGAAUUUCCCUGGAUGAAGGAGAAGAAAUCUUUUAAGAAAGCCAGUCAAGCCCCUGCUUCAAAUUCCCCCUCCUCCGCCUCUUCCUCCUUGCCCGGAUCUGCCGCCGGUUCUCCUGCAGACGUCCAAGGAUUCUCAGAGGGCAGCGGGACCGGCGGCUCUCGACGGCUGAGGACGGCUUAUACCAACACGCAGCUGCUGGAGCUGGAGAAGGAGUUCCAUUUCAACAAGUACCUCUGCCGACCCCGUCGGGUGGAAAUCGCAGCGUUGUUGGACUUGACGGAAAGGCAAGUGAAGGUCUGGUUUCAGAACCGGCGGAUGAAACAUAAGCGGCAAACGCAGCACAAGGAAAUCCCCGACGGAGGGGACGGCAGCUUGCACCAAGGCAACGAAGAGGUGGCAGAGGAGGAGGAGGCGGAGGAAGAAGAGGAGGGCAGCUCUCCAUUUGGAGGCGCCCUGGAGAUCCCUUGCCAUUACCCAGCCGACACCAACAGGGAGCUGUCCAGGGCCCCCGCUGGUUACCUGACACCGACAGAAGACGCAACCCCCAACGCCGGACCAAAUGGGACAGCUGGCACUCGCUCUUCCUCCUCCUCUUCCUCUUCCACCACCUCCUCCUCGUCAUCGGACAAUGCCUUCCUUGAAAGCCAGAAGUCUCCUUUGUUGCCCCCAGACCUGAAUAUCUUCUCCAUGGAUUCCUGCCCACAGACCUCAGAAGGGCUUUCUCCCAGCCUCCAGGGGUUCUUAGACAGCCCUGUCAGUUUCUCCGUGGAAGACCUGGACUUUUUUACGAGCACACUGUGUACCCUUGAUCUGCCGCAUUUGAAUUUCCAGUAAACACCCAGAACGACCUUUCCUCAUCUGCCUUGGGUGAUGUGCCCUCUUAAAUGCACACAAGCAUACACACCAACACUCCCUGGUCAUUUAAAUCAAAAGACACCACCACCACCACCUUUUGUUCACUGAUUCCUCACGUCGGGUCUGCCUCCCCUUCGAAAGAGGGGGCGGCUGUAUUUAGAUGAUCCAUCUCUAAAAAAUAUUGGCCACAUUUUAGAAAAAGAAUAAAGUAACCAUAUUCAGCCAUGGGAAUGGUGAAGGGAUGGGCGUCAGGCUGGUGCCUAAGUAUUAGAGAUACAAAAUAUGGAAGAUGUACCCUAGAGUAAGAGAAGACGGUCCUUUGAAAAUUUAAACUUCUUUGGAAUUAAGAUUUUCUCCCCACUUCCAUUACCCCGCAUCCAUUUCCACCUAACAUACAUCCAAAAUUUUCCAAGCAUUUGCAAACAAACAAGAAGAAAAAUGUCUGCCAAUUUUUAAAAAACGAAUUUCUCAGGAAGACAUUUAGAUUUCUUAAUUUAAAAACGAAAUAGAAAUAAGGAAGAAUUUUUAAAAACACCGGAGGUUUUCCCUUCCUUAAUGUUUUAGAGGUAGAUUAUUUAUUCAAAUGCUUUAAUAGUCAAAUGCA
Molecule: messenger RNA, 1774 nt
Organism: Pogona vitticeps (central bearded dragon)
Lineage: Eukaryota; Metazoa; Chordata; Lepidosauria; Squamata; Agamidae
Gene: HOXB2
Product: homeobox B2
Biological process (GO): regulation of transcription by RNA polymerase II
Cellular component (GO): nucleus
Molecular function (GO): RNA polymerase II cis-regulatory region sequence-specific DNA binding; DNA-binding transcription factor activity, RNA polymerase II-specific
Source: RefSeq, a predicted model, not a curated record